This is a messenger RNA of Cooperia oncophora, 954 nucleotides long. NCBI's taxonomy places the organism in Eukaryota, Metazoa, Nematoda, Chromadorea, Rhabditida, Trichostrongylidae. The record is from the annotation of a GenBank genome assembly.
AUGCGGAUAUCACUGCUUCUUUUCAUUAUCGUCAGCUAUCUCACGGGAGGUGUUCUAUCCGAGCCAUUCUCACUCUUCACAGGUGCAGCAGUGACGUUUGGAACUGGUGCCUUAUGGACCUUUCAGCACAAAAUCAAAUGUCGGCUGUAUGAAUGUUGCGACCAUCCUUACUUGAAUCCACGGUUUGAUAUACACGUGAGAAGCAUACGCGCUCAUUGGACUAACGAGAACCCCAAGAAGCCAUUGGCAAUGUCGUUCCAUGGUUUCACUGGAUCCGGAAAGAACUACGUUGCUGAAAUAAUAGCAAUACAUUUCAAAAAAGGUCUGAGGAGCAAUUUUGUGCACCAAAUUGUCGCCAGUUCCGAUUUUUAUGAUAAAGACAAGAUUGCAGAGUACAAGGUAAGCUUUUACAUUACUCGGCAGACUUACCGUCAUAGAACCUGGCAAUUUUCUGGCCGGCUUUUGGAUGAACUGAGCGAUUUUGUGGUAGUUGUUGUAAGCAGCGUUUUCAGCAAUCGUGGUGGACAGUUAAUCGCAAACUUGGCGCUAAGUCAUCACCAAUCUGGCAAUCCUAGGGAGGAUCUGACUUUGGAUAAUUUCGAGAGGAUGCUAAUGCAGGCGGCGUAUAAUGAGCCAGGAGGACUAAAACUGUGCGAAUUGAUUUCAAGCCACUUAAUCGAUCAUUUCGUUCCAUUUCUUCCAAUGGAGCGACGGCAUGUCAUACUUUGUACGAUUGGCUACCUCAAGUCGCAGGGAAGAGAAGAUCUCGUAAAGGACGAUGAAUUAGUUCAGCGCAUUGUUGACUCACUACAGUAUUUCCCUCAAGAGUUGAAAGUGUUCUCAAGUUCCGGUUGUAAACGAGUUCCAGCCAAGGCAGAUUUGGAAAUCGCUAAGCGAACCCCUUCUUCCAUAGCAGUUAAACACUUGAGAAUUGAUGAUAAUGAUGAACUUUAG